This is a messenger RNA of Gymnogyps californianus (California condor), 2915 nucleotides long. RefSeq names its product solute carrier family 25 member 48 (gene SLC25A48). Gene Ontology annotation, molecular function: transmembrane transporter activity. The record is from RefSeq and is a predicted model, not a curated record. Lineage: Eukaryota; Metazoa; Chordata; Aves; Accipitriformes; Cathartidae. Gene Ontology annotation, biological process: transmembrane transport. Bases 160 to 1113 code for a protein of 317 amino acids. Gene Ontology annotation, cellular component: mitochondrion. The transcript is spliced from 7 exons.
CUGCCCGGUGGAACCCCCUGCCUGGAGAGACCCCCUGCCCGGCGGGGACCCCCUGCCCGGCGAAGACCCCCUGCUCAGUGGGGACCCCCUGCCCGGCGGGGACCCCCUGCCCCGCGGGGACCCCCUGCCCCGCCGGCGGGCCGGGCUCGGCGGCGCAGCAUGGGCAGCCUCCAGUUGCAGGACUUCGCGGCGGGCUGGGUGGGCGGAGCCGCCAGCGUGGUUGUGGGCCACCCCCUGGACACGAUCAAGACUCGUUUGCAAGCUGGACAAGGGUAUGGAAAUACACUCAACUGUGUUCUCACUGUGUACAGAAAUGAGUCUGUGGCCGGCUUCUUCAAAGGCAUGUCCUUCCCGCUGGCCAGCAUCGCCGUCUACAGCUCCGUGGUGUUCGGCGUCUUCAGCAACACGCAACGGCUCCUCAGCCAGCUCCGCCACGGCGACCCAUCUCGCACGCCGGCGCUCGCCGACGUGGCUCUGGCCAGCAUGGUGGCAGGGUUUGUCUCUGUGAGCAUCGGCUCUCCUGUGGACCUGGUAAAAAUAAGGCUACAGAUGCAAACGCAGCCGUACAUCAAAGCAAACAUUAAACUAGAGCCCACAGUUCCUGGAUCUCCUGUGUACCGAGGCCCAAUUCACUGCUUUAGGACAGUCCUACAGAAAGAGGGGAUAGCAGGAAUAUACCGAGGCGCGGGAGCAAUGCUGCUGAGGGAUGUUCCUGGGUACUGCCUCUAUUUCAUCCCUUACACAUUCUUCUGUGGCUGGAUUACCCCUGAUGGAAACAUUUCCCCUAAUCCCGCCUCCAUCUGGCUGGCAGGGGGUGUAGCAGGAGCCAUUUCCUGGGGGACUGCUACUCCAAUGGAUGUUGUGAAAAGUCGACUUCAGGCAGAUGGAGUUUAUUUAAACAAAUACAAAGGGACCCUUGACUGUAUCUUGCAGAGCUACCAGAACGAGGGCUUAAAAUGUUGCCAUGAAGACCUGGAAGUCUCCUACUUUCCUGAGCCAAAUCAGCAGUGUGGUGUUGGUGAGGGCUCAGCUGCUCUGACCGAAGACUCCCGUCCUGCACCUACAGCAUCUGUUUUCCCUUCUGCCAUGGACUUAGUCUCUGGAGGACUCUGAAAACUGCAUCAGCUCAAUCAAAUCCAAAGACCAUUUUCUUAUCCAAUCUUUCACUCUGUUGUCUAAGAGCACCUUAAUAAUUCCCAUGGUGGUGUUGGGCUUUUUCACCGAUGACAUUUUUCCCACUGAGCUGAGAGAACAACUUACUUCCCUCACCCACACGAGUGAGAUGAUAUACCCAAAGCCAGCCCACCCGACACCAUCUGAGGGAGCGUCUUUUGUACAACACUGUGUAGAAUGCUCGUCUUUGUUGUGAACAAGGAAAGGAGGAGGUGUGGUGAACGCACAGGUGCUUUUUGUAUAGGGAGGUCUGGAUUCCCACCAAAUCCUAGCUUGCUUUCGGGAUCAAAGAAAUGGAUGACUCCACCUGUACGAAUGCAUACUCAUGUUUUACAUCACAGAACUCUCCGGUUUGCCACAAUUUAACACAUUAUCAUGAAAAUUGCAAAGGGCUUCAACAACUUCAGCUUGUUACCCAAGGUAUAAAUUAAAUUGGGAAACAGGAGUAUGUUAAAUUCAGAGACUAAGCUGCAAUUUUCUUCAGAAAACAAUAAAACAAGUCUGCAUUUCAUAUAGAUGGCUGCCUAUUAAGUUACCUAACUCGCCUUGUGUAGCCCUCCAGGGACCUGCUAGAGGUAUCUCGUUAGACCUUCUGACCUCCCUGACAUGACAGUCCAGCUCGCCAACUGCCAAAUCCUGCAGACAUCAUUUUGCAGCCUUGAGAGACCAUCACUGAAGGAAGUCUCUUUAAGGGAUGCAGAGUUUAUCCCAAACUAUUCUCUAAAAUACACGGGCCAGCUUCAGACCUCCAGCUCUUUGCUGCAAUCCCACUGAGACAACUGGGGCAGACCCAGGUCUCUCUUUGGUCUACCUCUGCCUUUCAAUUAUUCCAAGAUCUUUUACAUCAUGAUUAUUUCUGUUUAUGCUGUUAAAUAUCUCCAUGCUUUAUUUUCUAAGCAUGGAGCUUCUGAUGCCAAAACCCAAGAAGAACCAGCUGUGCUGGGACAAGAGGACUCUGGUGACACUGGCAGGAGAGGCUGAGGGGUAACAGCCUCGCAUGCAGAGGGACAUGCAGCACAGCGGAACAGUCUGGGACAAAACUGUCCUCUGGGAAAUGUAUGGUUCCUCCCCGCCUUCCUCUGGAGAAGAAGAGCUCUGGAGAAAAAGCCCAGCAAUGGCAGCUUUAGCAGAUGCUCUUAAUAAAGGUUUCUGAAGACAACUUGGAGCAGCCGGCCAGCUUUCCUCCAUAAAAGGAGGAGAAGGAAAGAGAAACUCCUAUGUCCUCUUCCCUGGAUGAAUGGAGGAAUUGGUGACAAGACUUGAAGACCUCAGCAGAAAGUGCCUAAAAACUCAGGUCUGGAGCAGUACUCAGAAAUGGGGUCCCCAACCUUGGGCUCCUCUUCACUGAGGCCCGAAUUAAGAACAGAAUUGUGGCUUCCCCCAAAACUGGCCUGAAAAAGUGGGAGAAACAGCUGGUGUUGCUUCAUCUCAGGACUUGCACGCGAGGAGGCUCACAGUGCCUUUGAGCUUAGCAAGAACACGGGAAACUGUUUUUGAUAAACAAUAUAGAUAAAAUUGAUGAGCCUUCGCACAAGUAUUUGUUGCUGGCUGCAUUUAAGGAUUCAUCCUUUCCAUGUUACCUAUUUUAAUGCAUAUAGGUAAAACAUGUUCUUUAGAUGCAUAAUAUUAUAUGUCUCCAGUGAUAAGGCUCGAGGAGACUGGUUUUUCAGUGCAAAUAAAUGGUGUUACUUAUCUGCCUGCAUUAUGUAAAAUGAACCAUGAAUUAAUUAAACUGAUGAGGU